AUGCCCGUUAUUCAGCAUGAGGGAGGUGAUGUGCAUCUCACUCAUGAGCAGGAGAAUAAGCUGAAUGAAUUCCAGAUGAUUACGAACUUUCCGGAUCCUGAAGUUGGCCCUGUCGUGCAAUUAUUGGAAAACCAUGGCUGGAACUUGGAACUUGCAUUGAGCAGGUAUUUUGAUGGCAAUUGGCAAGAAAGUUUGGUUCCUCCGGAUAUUGGUCAAAGACCUCCCACACCUAUACCUCAGGAACUUUCCUCACAUUCAGCAAGCGCAUUCUUGCUUGGUGAAAAUGCAUCGUUUAUUCCAAGGUUACCUCUUGUUAAGAGACUUCCUUCGGACUUUGGGGAGCAUUUACGCAUUAUAGGACUGGACAAACGUCCAACGGACGAUUUCAGUAACAAUCCGGCCCUUAUUAUCCUGCUUUUUCUGCCAAACCUGCUAUUGAAAAUUGGUACUGGUAUACUGACAAUCCUAUGGUCGAUCAUUUCAUUUGGCUUCAAAAAUGACCCACUCGCAGAGAAUCAGAUCAGAAGGGUGCCCGCAAAGCCAAAUAAGAAUGCGAAGCCCAUUGCAGAGCUCAUUGGCUCCGUCUUGGGCGAAAGUUCCGAGCUAACUUCUUUACUUGAUUUAAAGCCUUUCAAUGAAAUUUACGAUGACUGCGAAAGCCAUUUCAAGGUUAUGAUGGUGGUAUGUUUGGGAGGUCUAGAGUCAGAAGAGCUUGGCGGACAAGAUCUUAACUCUGCCAGAUUUUUAACCGAAAUUCUUAAUGACCCUACUACUUUGCAGUUUCUCCGCGAGCAUCAAGAGCAACUAUGCAUUUACAUGUCCUCUGCACAAUCACCUGAGAUGUGGGCUCUGGCAAGCCAACUUAAGCUCAGGUAUACCCCAGAAUGUUUUCUCGUCGCCAACGUCUUGAACUCGAAAGACUCCGCAAACGGUACCACCCGGAUGUCAUUAAUAGGCCGAUUAAAGGUGAGCUCUGCAAGAAGAUUUCAAAACAGCUUGAAAGCUACACUUGAAAAGCAUAGUGCAGAGCUUUUGGUCAGUCGUAACGAACAAAAAGAAUUGAGGCUAGCGAGAGAGAUUAAAGAACUACAAGAUCAGGCAUAUGAGGAGUCGCUCAGACAGGAUCAGCGCAAACAACAACUUCGUCAAGAGGAGGAUGCAACGGCAAGGGAGACUUUGGAAAGGGAAAAAGCCAAGGAACUCGAACAAAAGCUCAUUUCAGCAGCUCGCGAAUUGCGUAUGUUGCAACUGUCUUUGAGCCUUGCUGACAGUCAAAGAUCAAUUAACCCAGAUGCUGGAAAAGCAUCACUUCAGAUCCGGACCUCGGACGGGAAACGUUUUGUCAGGGUUUUUGCCGGUGACGAAUCUCCUAAAGAUAUAUAUCAAACGGUCAAGUGCCUUCUCAGCCUAGACCUCAAAUCCUUAGAAGAUGAUGUGGUUCUUGAGAGAGUGAAAGCUAGAAUGAGUAACAUGAUCGAGGAUGGUAACAUAAUAGAUUUGGAUGAAUCACUAUGGUCUCAAAAGGCACUGGCUGACGAAACUCUCGGCUCAUUGAAAUCCCGGAUAGAGCAAGAGUUGCAAGUGUUAUGUGAUUCGAGAGGAAAGGUUGAGCUGGAUAUCAACUUCGAACUGGUCUCACCAUUUCCGAGGUUCAUGGUGCCAAACGAUGCGAGUAUCCACAUUGAGAAUAUUCCACAGCUUUGGCCUAAUGGAAGUUUACUCGUAGAGGCGAUAGAAGACGAAGACAUGACGGGCAUCGUGGAAAAUUGA
Molecule: messenger RNA, 1770 nt
Organism: Lachancea sp. 'fantastica'
Lineage: Eukaryota; Fungi; Ascomycota; Saccharomycetes; Saccharomycetales; Saccharomycetaceae
Source: the annotation of a GenBank genome assembly